AUGAUGAUAACCUGCUGGGUGUUGGCUGGUGUAUCUGGAGCUAUCGUGCUGCUCUAUGGCCUAAUAGAAGUUCACUAUUUCUUGCGUAUGUGCUUGACCGUGUUCCUUGCACGUUUCUGCAAGAAGAAGGUUCAUAUCCUCGAUGAGACCACCGUUUACGGUAUUUGCACGACGACGGACGUGGACACAUUACUUUAUCACAUGAACAAUGCGAGAUAUCUUCGCGAGAUCGAUUUCGCCAGGGCGGAUUUUUACGAAAGGACGAGCCUCUAUCGCGAGAUCUGCUCGCAAGGAUCGGGCGUCGUACAAGGAGCGUCGACCAUUCGUUAUCGCCGUUUCCUGAAACCUCUGUCCAUCUUCAAAAUAACUUCUAAGAUAAUAUAUUGGGAUGAGAAGUCCGUAUUCAUGGAACAUCGGUUCAUCACUCCCAGCGACGGAUUCGUCAGGGCCAUCGCGAUGUGCAGACAAAGGCUUUUGGAUUGUAGCGCCGAGGCUGUGAUCGGUUCCCUUAUGGAACGAGGCGUCAAGCAGAACGGUAACGUGGAGGCGGGUGUAACUCAGAUACCUCAUGUCCGACCGCAGAUGCCACCGGAAGUCGCCAGGUGGUUGGAAAGUAACGAAAUUUCUUCGGCGAUGCUUCGUCAGAGCUCAGCAGCAACGACGAAUUGCUGACAAAAGGAGGAUACGGCGUCCUCCGCAAAUGGCGCCGUGUCCACUUCCGUCUAUUCGACUACGACCGUGUAAGGUCGAAGAUUCGAUCGAUGCCAGCUUUCGUUGGUCGUGAACGCAUUCAUGGAAUCUUCCAGUAGUUUCUUUCUUGUUCGAACGACGCGCGUGAUAACGUCGAAUCAAUUUUUUUGGUGAACAAAUUACGAGUUAAGUUUGAAGCUUUUAUCGAUUGUAUUCCCGAUGGUUCGGUUGACAAUUGAGGUGAACGAUCGGGCAGCUGAAAAGUUGAUGCUUGUCUACCUGAAAAUUGGCUCAGCGUUAUUUGCAAUGUAAUUCGAAUGCGUAAUCGUGUAUAUGUAUCCAAUGUCAAAGAAAAAGGAAACUCUUUCGGAUCGAUGAGAAACAGAAAUCUAGAGUACAAAGGCCAAACAGAGACGCGGAAAUUAUUUUACUAGGCAAUGGUAUAUACGUGACCAUCGGACAAGAUGUGUUUAAAUUCCUUAUGCGUGCGGAGAGGAACUUGCUAACAUAAUCGUUUGAUAUGCCGAUAAAUUCAGUGACUUUGAGAAUAAUUUACCAAAAGUUUUACUAGCAACCGUGGAACGGAUUGCUAGAAGGAUAAGGUUACAGAUUGUAGAUCGAUUACAUCCACUUCAAAGAAGCUUCCGAAAUUAAAAAGAGCACCGUUUGUUAAAUAUUCUCCGUUGAAAGUAAUCGCGAGACGCGUGGUGUUAUUUACAUUUUUUAUUAUAAUAUAUAUUAUAUAUGUAUAUAUAUAAAUAUGUAUACGUAUGUAUAUAAAUAUAUAUGUAUGUAUAUAUAGAUAUAUAUGUAUGUAUAUAAACAAAAAAAAAAUAUAUAUAUAUAUAUAUAAAUUAGCGACUGGCGCCGGUAAUGAUUUCCACGAGAAAACAAUGUAGAAUUUUCCCAAGGAGCUGCUUUGCUGCAGGGUGGUAGAGAUAGAACAACAAUAUAUUUACAAGCGCGUUAAGCGGCUAAUGUUUAUACCUCUAUAACGUAUUACAGGUGCCUUCACGUAAAUCAUGGUGGAUAUUCGCGCGCCUGCGAUUGUCGAGCACUCGGACUGUGACAUUCGCUUAUCGACAUGGUUACCGUGUUUGCCAUGCACCGAUUCGUUGUGAUUCUAUUAUAAAUUUCACUUGCUUGUUAUUAUUAUGUUUCUAGCAUUAUAUAGAAUAUCCACGAAAUUGCGAGUUGGUUGUAAGCGGCUCGUAUAUGAUCGAUUUGUUGAAAUCCUUAUAUACAAUCCUUAUUACCGACGCCAUUUGCAUGGGUAAAUCCAUAAAGUGUAUCCCACUUGAAUUUCGAAAUAAAUUGGUAUCCGUAGUAUGGUUAUUAAGUAGCCGACGACGUAGCGAGUCUCUAACAGCUAAAUAGCAUUGUGCACGUACUAUGCGUGAAAACGUUAUUAUAAUUCUAGAUGAUAAUAAUGUCAUUUUUGUCACAUAAUACUAUGUUGGAUCAUGUCGUUGAAAAUACCAUUACCCAGGAGUAAGAAUAAAUAUUCCUUAGAUGGCUAA
This is a messenger RNA of Bombus pascuorum, 2210 nucleotides long. RefSeq names its product protein THEM6. NCBI's taxonomy places the organism in Eukaryota, Metazoa, Arthropoda, Insecta, Hymenoptera, Apidae. The transcript is spliced from 4 exons. Bases 1 to 672 code for a protein of 223 amino acids. The record is from RefSeq and is a predicted model, not a curated record.